AUGAUUGCUCGAGCGAAUGCCCACCUGCCCUUAAGGGCGCUGCUUCCGGUCUUUGGUCGUCAAGCGCGGAGUCAAGUCAAGAGCGUUACAAGCCUAGCAUCCUCGGCAUACUCAGCAGAUGACACGGCGCCAUCGGUCAGAAUCAACUCCGCCUCAACCGCAGGGGCGUCAACACCAAAGCUGGGCACAGCCUCCACUCCUUGCUUGAGCCCUCACGAUCGCCUACUGCUGUCUCAAAUGCUAAGGGUCGACCAUGCUGGAGAGGUAGCAGCGAACACAAUCUACGAAGCGCAAGCUGAUGUAUUCAGAAGGCUCGGAGAUUCCCAGACGGAGCAACUCAUGCUCGUGAGUAAUUGUUGACCCGCACCUUGGUCCGCAAGGAGGUCUUACCGAUCCAUGCCACACCUUUCCCUGCAGGAAAUGUGGUCCACCGAAAAGAAGCACUUGCGAGUGGUGACGGACAUUUUGCGACAACACCGAGUCACCCCUUCCAAGCUUUUGCCAGUAUGGAGUGCUGCAGGAAGUCUGCUCGGUGGUGUGACUGCUCUGCUAGGAAAGGAAGCGGCAAUGGCUUGCACGGAAGCUGUGGAGACAGUCAUUGGGGAGCACUACGACGAGUAAGUAGAAUUGCAUUCGUUGUUACCAGUCCAGGAAGGCGCGAUGUCAACUUUUUUUGAGCCAAAGGGCCUGGUUUUGACUUUACGCAUUACACACUCACAGUCAGCUGGAUCAUCUGUCGAGUCUGGUGAAUCAGAAUGAUGCCAGCAGUCGAGACGCAGGCUUUCCACACGAAGGCGUAGACCCGUCUCUGCCACUUCUUUCCUCAGUCAUCAAGGAGUUUCGUGACGAUGAGCUGGAGCAUCUCGAUACUGCAGUAGAGAACGACGCGCAGCAAGCUCCCGCCCAUGCUCUGCUCAGCGCUGUAGUUGGUUGGGGAUGCAGAGCGGCCAUACAGGUUGCUGGUCGAUAUUGA
Messenger RNA from Ceraceosorus bombacis, 973 nucleotides. NCBI's taxonomy places the organism in Eukaryota, Fungi, Basidiomycota, Exobasidiomycetes, Ceraceosorales, Ceraceosoraceae. The record is from the annotation of a GenBank genome assembly.